This is a messenger RNA of Limulus polyphemus (Atlantic horseshoe crab), 1231 nucleotides long. RefSeq names its product transient receptor potential-gamma protein-like. The record is from RefSeq and is a predicted model, not a curated record. Lineage: Eukaryota; Metazoa; Arthropoda; Merostomata; Xiphosura; Limulidae. The transcript has 3 exons. Bases 44 to 1231 code for a protein of 395 amino acids.
AGUCAAAGAAGCAAGCGAGCGAGAUUUUCGGUAUCAGACCAUCAUGAAUAACCUGGUACGUCGUUACAUCACCAAGGAACAAAGACGCGCGGAUAAUGAAGGAGUCACUGAGGACGAUGUGAACGAGAUUAAACAGGAUAUCUCCUCGUUUCGCUACGAACUGAUGGAAAUCCUGAAGACCAGCGGGUUUAAUACGACGGUAGCAAAAGGACAAACCCAAGGGGUUGGCGGGAAAAAAGGACGAUUGAAGGAACGUCGUUUGAUGAAGGGCUUCAACAUCGGUCUUGUAGAAGGAUCAUCCACAUCAGAAUUUAACAUGGACUUCUCAAGAAAGACAAAAACUCAGAAGCUGACCAAAGUUGCUCGCCUAACCAGUGAAAGGAAAGUUGCAAAAAGAAGAAAAUGGGGCAAUUUAGCGGAAGUUACAAAGAAUGCACGAGCUGCUUUUUCCAGAAGUCGAAGUGAGGAAUCCAGGAGUGAUCAGGAGUCUUCAGAAAACCAAAGUCAAUGUGACGUUUCAAGUGAUUCAAGCAUAAGUGUUGCUUUCUCGCCAGACUGCUGCAGUACAGAAGACACACAGCCAAGCCAAUUUCACACAAGCCCUGUGACAAAGUUAGCUCGAAUAGGCCAAACUUUUAGAAGUUUUACGUUUAACCCUUCGAAAAUAAAACUUGUAUUUCAAGAUCAAAAUAAAUUUUCAGCAUCAAGGGUUCUGUCAGUCCCUAAGUUAACUGGAAUUCCAGAGAAAAGGAAAACUAAAAGGACUGUUAGUGCCCCUGGAUCCAGUGUUUCUAACCCGCCGAUAACAACACAUCCUCUGGACUUUUCACCAGAUUGUCCUUGUUCUUCAGGGUAUUCGUUUCCACUAAACCUUGUCUCUUCUGAACGUAACCUGUCUCCAAUUCAAAGUUGCGCUGGGUCCAAUACCACUACACCAAGGCCUUCAUUAACGGGGGACUGGAAUUACUCCCAAGUUCAAGAAACGCAAUUUGGAAACCAGUCUGAUAAAUCGAAAAGACCUCUAAUGACCUUCUCGGGAGAAACAAAUCAGAUCGCUAUGUGUUCCUUCAGCAGUCCAGAUACCUCUCUUCCCGAAGGCGUCAGUAAUAGUUCAUCAUGGGAACAGCCUUUGAUGACGUCCAAGAAAACUCCAAACGGUUCAAUGAGGAUUAUGUCUGCUGUGUACGGAAUCGAACCAGCAGACAAACAAAUGUCCUUCGGUUGGAUUUAA